CCACAAGUCACGUGUUUCGCAAGUAUCAGGUGAGGCGGUGUCCGGGGUGAGGGUGUGUCCUCAUGUGCAAUAUAAGAGGUCUGAGAGGUGUAUUCUUGCUGUCCUCCAUUGACAUCUGCAGCAGCAUUUUGAACGACACUGAAAUCCAGACAACUUUGCCAACAUGUCCCAGCCACCGAAGCUAAUAUGUGGAAUGGUCCUGCUCCAGGAAUGCUUCUAUGAGCAUGCAAAGAAAAGUGGAGACCCCAAAACUAUAACCAAGGGAGAUUUUGCUGAAAUGCUUCGCAAAGACUGCUGCAUGGAUGUCAAGGACGCCGACAAGAAGAAGAGCUUCUUUGAAUCUCUGGAUUCCAAUGGGGAUGGCGUUAUCGACUUCACCGAGUUUUGUGUUCUCAUGGCGUCUUUUAUGAUGAUGAUGGAGUCUUUUACAGCAUAAUAAAGAAGAAAAACACAUCUGGAA
Messenger RNA from Nerophis lumbriciformis (worm pipefish), 460 nucleotides. The record is from RefSeq and is a predicted model, not a curated record. NCBI's taxonomy places the organism in Eukaryota, Metazoa, Chordata, Actinopteri, Syngnathiformes, Syngnathidae.